Messenger RNA from Paralichthys olivaceus (Japanese flounder), 1060 nucleotides. Lineage: Eukaryota; Metazoa; Chordata; Actinopteri; Pleuronectiformes; Paralichthyidae. The record is from RefSeq and is a predicted model, not a curated record.
UUUACAUGUUCACGCAGGCAGCAGACGGAUAUCUGUUCACACAGGUACAGCCGCGGAGUGUAGCCUUCACCUGUAAAUAUGCGGAAGCAACAUGUUUUUAUGAGAUAAAUGCUUAAUUUGGAAAUGGACAGCUUUUGCAGUGAAAAGCGGUGUAAUGGUGUAGUGGAGGUCUAACGCUCAUGAAACGGACACAGCUGCAUGAAUUAUCCCGUGUCACCGAAGUGUUUUCACCUGGGAAAGAACUGUGCAACAACCUCCGACAUGUUCUUCAAGACUCCCGAGCGGUCAACCCAACAAACCUACCUAGAGGAAGGCUUUGAGCUAUGGGACAGACAAAAGGAUGGAACUGAGCCUUUACUUUCUUCAAUGCCCACCCACAGGACAUUUGAUUACAUACUAGUUGCCCACAAGGAGGAUGAUGACACCCAUCAAAAAGCUCAGAGACAAAGGGCCUUCAUUCAGCAGCUUGAGAAGAAAAGCAUCAGCAUUACUACGAUUGUUCAUGAUGACAAAGUGUUUUUUGGCUUGCGUGCUCCAAGUGAGAUGUUUGAAGAUUACCAGUAUCUCCUAAAGGUCUCUGACUCUUGCAACUGGUGUGGAGAUGUGAGCGGAGUUGUCACCCAGGCUACCAGAAUCAGAAUUGUCCAUUUCAUUCUUCAUCAGACCUUUAUCAACACAGGGGAGAACUUGAAGGAGCUGCUGAUGAAAGAUGUUUUUGAAACUAUAUUCUGCCUUCACGAGAGAAAGAAGCAGAAACAACUGAAGAGAGAGUGGGCUCGAUGGUCGGGUCUGUUUACAGGACAACCAGUUAACGACGUCAAAUGUUACUUUGGGGAGAAGGUGGCUCUGUACUACCUGUGGCUUGGCUGGUACACCAAGCUACUGGUUCCAGCUGCUGCUGUGGGUGUUGUGGUGUUCCUAUAUGGACUUGCCUUUUUCAACACCAACCCUCUCAUUAAGGAAGUGUGUAACUCCAGCACCAUCAUGUGUCCUCGCUGUGAUAACAGGUGUACAGUGUGGCAACUUUCAGACACCUGCGCCUAUGCUAAGGUAAACUGAU